AUGGGUGUGGGGGGUGGUGGUGGGGUGAGGGGGUGGGGGGGGUGGCAGGUGGGGGGGGGGGGGGGGGGGGGGGUUGAGGGGGGGGGGGGUGGGGGGGGGGGGGUGUGGGGGUGGGGUGGGUUGGAGUGUGGGGGGGGGGUGGGUAGGGGGUGGGGGGGGGUGGGUGGGGGGGUGGGGGGGGGGGGUGGGUGGGUGGGGGGGGGGGGGGGGGGGGGGGGGGGGGGGGGGGGGGGGGGGGGUGGGGGGGGGGGGGGGGGGGGGGGGGGGGGGGGGUGGGGGGGGGGGGGGGGGGGGGGGGGGGGGGGGGGUGGGGGGGGGGGGGGGGGGGGGGGGGGGGGGGGGGGGGGGGGGGGGGGGGGGGGGGGGGGGGGGGGGGGGGGGGGGGGGGGGGGGGGGGGGGGGGGGGGGGUGGGGGGGGGGGGGGGGGGGGGGGGGGGGGGGGGGGGGGGGGGGGGGGGGGGGGGGGGGGGGGGGGGGGGGGGGGGGGGGUGGGGGGGGGGGGGGGGGGGGGGGGGGGGGGGGGGGGGGGGGGGGGGGGGGGGGGGGGGGGGGGGGGGGGGGGGGGGGGGGGGGGGGGGGGGGGGGGGGGGGGGGGGGGGGGGGGGGGGGGGGGGGGGGGGGGGGGGGGGGGGGGGGGGGGGGGGGGGGGGGGGGGGGGGGGGGGGGGGGGGGGGGGGGGGGGGGGGUGGGGGGGGGGGGGGGGGGGGGGGGGGGGGGGGGGGGGGGGGGGGGGGGGGGGGGGGGGGGGGGGGGGGGGGGGGGGGGGGGGGGGGGGGGGGGGGGGGGGGGGGGGGGGGGGGGGGGGGGGGGGGGGGGGGGGGGGGGGGGGGGGGGGGGGGGGGGGGGGGGGGGGGGGGGGGGGGGGGGGGGGGGGGGGGGGGGGGGGGGGGGGGGGGGGGGGGGGGGGGGGGGGGGGGGGGGGGGGGGGGGGGGGGGGGGGGGGGGGGGGGGGGGGGGGGGGGGGGGGGGGGGGGGGGGGGGGGGGGGGGGGGGGGGGGGGGGGGGGGGGGGGGGGGGGGGGGGGGGGGGGGGGGGGGGGGGGGGGGUGGGGGGGGGGGGGGGGGGGGGGGGGGGGGGGGGGGCGGGGGGGGGGGGGGGGGGGGGGGGGGGGGGGGGGGGGGGGGGGGGGGGGGGGGGGGGGGGGGGGGGGGGGGGGGGGGGGUGGGGGGGGGGGGGGGGGGGGGGGGGGGGGGGGGGGGGGGGGGGGGGGGGGGGGGGGGGGGGGGGGGGGGGGGGGGGGGGGGGGGGGGGGGGGGGGGGGGGGGGGGGGGGGGGGGGGGGGGGGGGGGGGAGGGGGGGGGGGGGGGGGGGGGGGGGGGGGGGGGGGGGGGGGGGGGGGGGGGGGGGGGGGGGGGGGGGGGGGGGGGGGGGGGGGGGGGGGGGGGGGGGGGGGGGGGGGGGGGGGGGGGGGGGGGGGGGGGGGGGGGGGGGGGGGGGGGGGGGGGGGGGGGGGGGGGGGGGGGGGGGGGGGGGGGGGGGGGGGGGGGGGGGGGGGGGUGGGGGGGGGGGGGGGGGGGGGGGGGGGGGGGGGGGGGGGGGGGGGGGGGGGGGGGGGGGGGGGGGGGGGGGGGGGGGGGGGGGGGGGGGGGGGGGGGGGGGGGGGGGGGGGGGGGGGGGGGGGGGGGGGGGGGGGGGGGGGGGGGGGGGGGGGGGGGGGGGGGGGGGGGGGGGGGGGGGGGGGGGGGGGGGGGGGGGGGGGGGGGGGGGGGGGGGGGGGGGGGGGGGGGUGGGGGGGGGAGGGUGGGGGGGGGGGGUUGGGGGGGGGGGGGGGUGUGGAUGGUGGGGUGUUGGGUGGGUGGUUGUGGUGUUGUGUUGGUGGGUGGGGGGGUUGGGGUGGGGGGGGUGUUUUGUGGGGGUUUGUUGGGUGGGGGUUGGGGUGGGUGGUUUUUGGGGGUGUUGUUUGGUAUAGGAUUGAUUAUAUGUGUAAUUUGA
Molecule: messenger RNA, 1932 nt
Organism: Dicrocoelium dendriticum
Lineage: Eukaryota; Metazoa; Platyhelminthes; Trematoda; Plagiorchiida; Dicrocoeliidae
Source: the annotation of a GenBank genome assembly